Messenger RNA from Didymodactylos carnosus, 987 nucleotides. The record is from the annotation of a GenBank genome assembly. NCBI's taxonomy places the organism in Eukaryota, Metazoa, Rotifera, Eurotatoria, Philodinida, Philodinidae.
AUGACAAAUCCGAUUUCACAAUUCACUCCUGCGAUCUGUAUUGUUGAAGGCAUAAUACAACGGAAACAAGCAUAUCUUCAUUCAUUUGUAAUGCAAACUUUGACGAAAUCAAUUGUGCCGGUCAAUUGUAAACCAGUAGUCCAAUUUGCUGUUUGUAAUGCGGGUGGUGAACCUAGUGACUGUCUCUUCGAAGCGGUUAAAUUCAUUAGAUUUCGUGGGGCAUUCAACUUAACUCCAACCAACGUGUUUCGAAGAUGGGCAUCUGAAGAAAUUAAGCAUAAUUCUACUUUACACCGUUACAUCGUCGAGAAGAGCGUCAAACAAUAUGCUGAAGAUAUUCAAAAGUCAAAGACUAGGGGUAGUGAUAUUGAAUUACGGGCGUUUGCCAAUUUACAUGACAUCGAAUAUCGUGUGUUGUGCUUGAACGCUAAUAAUGAGAUCGCAAAUACCCAACGAUUUGGAGAUUUCCACUUUCUACGCUGUGCCUACUUACUCCUCGAUGUCAAAAACAAUCAUUACUUGCCAUUAUAUCUGGCAAAGGAAGACUACGCAGUCGAAACGAUAUUUCGGAGUGAUGAUCCAGAUAUCGAACAUUUAUUAAAAGUAUUCAAACAACAAUAUUAUGAUGGAGAAUCUAUCCAAACAUUAGAUUCUACUUAUCAAGUUGUUCCGGAAGAUACAACAGUUGACGAAACCGAUAAUUUAAUAACGCAACAUUCAAGUGUGUUAUAUAACACGGAAACAAAUUCAUUAUAUUUUAACGUAACGCAACCAGAUUAUGUACGAGGCUGGAAAAGUUACAAAAUAUGUUUAGGUAUCGGUGAAUUGAAAAUAUCUAACGUCACUCCUAGAGUCCUUUGUAAAAAUGGUAAUGAAUUAAUCGUUGCAACUUGUAGUGGUGGACCAUUAGAAAAAGCUGACCAUCCCAAUCAACAUCAUGCAUGUGAUAACGGCAAGAAAGCGAAAAAACGAAGAGUAGAUGAAUAA